Tupaia belangeri chinensis (Chinese tree shrew) is the source of this 1496-nucleotide messenger RNA. It is a transcript of the gene U2AF2, whose product is annotated as U2 small nuclear RNA auxiliary factor 2. Bases 1 to 1428 code for a protein of 475 amino acids. Gene Ontology annotation, molecular function: RNA binding. Lineage: Eukaryota; Metazoa; Chordata; Mammalia; Scandentia; Tupaiidae. The transcript is spliced from 13 exons. The record is from RefSeq and is a predicted model, not a curated record. Gene Ontology annotation, biological process: mRNA processing. Gene Ontology annotation, cellular component: nucleus.
AUGUCGGACUUCGACGAGUUCGAGCGGCAGCUCAACGAGAAUAAGCAAGAACGGGACAAGGAGAACCGGCACCGCAAGCGCAGCCACAGCCGCUCUCGGAGCCGGGACCGCAAGCGCCGCAGCCGCAGCCGGGACCGCCGCCACCGCGACCAGCGCAGCGCCUCCCGGGACAGACGGCGGCGGAGCAAACCUUUGACCAGAGGCGCUAAAGAGGAGCACGGUGGACUGAUUCGCUCCCCCCGCCAUGAGAAGAAGAAGAAGGUCCGCAAGUACUGGGACGUGCCGCCUCCCGGCUUCGAGCACAUCACCCCGAUGCAGUACAAGGCCAUGCAAGCUGCGGGUCAGAUUCCAGCCACCGCCCUUCUCCCCACCAUGACCCCCGAUGGGUUGGCCGUGACCCCGACGCCGGUGCCCGUAGUCGGGAGCCAGAUGACGAGGCAGGCCCGGCGCCUCUACGUGGGCAACAUACCGUUCGGCAUCACUGAGGAGGCCAUGAUGGAUUUCUUCAACGCCCAGAUGCGCUUAGGGGGGCUGACCCAGGCCCCUGGUAACCCAGUCUUGGCUGUGCAGAUUAAUCAGGACAAGAAUUUUGCCUUUUUGGAGUUCCGCUCAGUGGACGAGACUACCCAGGCCAUGGCCUUCGACGGCAUCAUCUUUCAGGGCCAGUCUCUGAAGAUCCGCAGGCCUCAUGACUACCAGCCGCUGCCUGGCAUGUCGGAGAAUCCCUCUGUCUAUGUGCCUGGGGUUGUGUCUACCGUGGUCCCUGACUCUGCCCACAAGCUGUUCAUUGGGGGCCUGCCCAACUACCUGAAUGACGACCAGGUGAAGGAGCUGCUGACGUCGUUCGGGCCUCUCAAGGCCUUCAACCUGGUGAAGGACAGUGCCACAGGGCUCUCCAAGGGCUACGCCUUCUGUGAGUACGUGGACAUCAACGUCACAGACCAGGCCAUUGCGGGGCUGAACGGCAUGCAGCUGGGGGACAAGAAGCUGCUGGUCCAGAGGGCGAGUGUGGGAGCCAAGAAUGCCACGCUGGUGAGCCCCCCGAGCACCAUCAACCAGACGCCCGUGACGCUGCAAGUGCCGGGCCUGAUGAGCUCCCAGGUGCAGAUGGGCGGCCACCCGACCGAGGUGCUGUGCCUCAUGAACAUGGUGCUGCCCGAGGAGCUGCUGGACGAUGAGGAGUACGAGGAGAUCGUGGAGGACGUGCGGGACGAGUGCAGCAAGUAUGGGCUGGUCAAGUCCAUCGAGAUCCCUCGGCCCGUGGACGGCGUCGAGGUGCCCGGCUGCGGAAAGAUCUUCGUGGAGUUCACCUCUGUGUUUGACUGCCAGAAAGCUAUGCAGGGUCUGACGGGCCGCAAGUUCGCCAACAGAGUGGUCGUCACGAAGUACUGUGACCCCGACUCUUACCACCGCCGGGACUUCUGGUAGAGGCGGCCUGGGGAAGGUGGAGGCGGGGCUGGCUGGGGGCUGUUCCCCUCCCGCCCCCACCUUUUCCC